Molecule: messenger RNA, 1252 nt
Organism: Ananas comosus (pineapple)
Lineage: Eukaryota; Viridiplantae; Streptophyta; Magnoliopsida; Poales; Bromeliaceae
Product: dirigent protein 25-like
Exons: 1
Coding region: 88-1059 (323 amino acids)
Source: RefSeq, a predicted model, not a curated record
CCAAAAUUAAGCUUACUACACACACGCGCACGCAAAGCCAAACGCUUAUAUAUACUCACACCUUCAUAUAUAUAAUAAACUUUCCCAAUGGAAACCCUCAAACCAACCCCUCUCUUCACUCUCCUCCUCCUCCUCCUCCUUACUCUCGCCGCCGCCGUCGCCGCGACCGCGAACGCAUCCGCUCGUAAAACCGGUCCCCCGGUUCCCGUCUCCGUCGAUGCCUCAGCCGCCCCCUCCACGUCGCCAUCCGACAUGGCGGAGGACUCUGCCACGUCGGCAUCCGCCGCCGGUGCUGCGGCUGCCCCCUCCACUUCGUCGUCCGACGUGGCAGAUGACGCCGCCGCGUCGGCGUCGGCGUCGGAGCAGCCCCCAAUCAGCUUCUUCAUGCACGACGUGCUGGGGGGCGCGAACCCGUCGGCGCGCAUCGUCUCCGGGAUCGUCGACAACACGGCGGUCAACGGCCAGCUCCCCUUCGCGCGCCCCAACGGCGCCGUGCUCCCGUUCAACGGCGGGGUCUCGGUCAGCGGCGGCGCCGGGAACGGCGCCGUCGACAACAACAACCUCCCCUUCCUCACCGGCCUCGGCGGGACCACCAACGCCGUCACCCAAACUAACGGUAACGGUAACGGUAAUGGCGUCGCCAACGGGCUCCCGUUCUUCGCGGGGGGAAACCUCCCCGAGGGCACGUCCCUGCAGAAGCUCCUGUUCGGGACGCUAACGGUGAUGGACGACGAGUUAACGGAGGGGCCCGAGCUGGGCUCGGGGGUGGUGGGAAAGGCGCAGGGGUUUUACGUGGCGAGCUCGGAGGAGGGGACGAGCCAAACGGUAGCGCUAACGGCGAUGCUAACGGCGGGGGAUUAUGCGGACUCGAUAAGCCUCUUCGGGGUGCACCGCACGGCGGAGUCGGAGUCGUACCUCGCGGUGGUGGGCGGGACCGGGAAGUAUGCGGGCGCCAAGGGGUUCGCGAAGGUCGCGGUCGUGCGGACGCCCGCAGCGGCGCACGAGACCGACGGGGUCGAGUCGGUGCUCCAGUUCACGGUGUAUCUCUCCGCGUACUAGCUAGUAUUGGAGGAUUUCUAUGCGGACUCGUGCGUGGUGUUCGUAUGCGGGUUAAUUUGUGUCUUUGAUUUGUGUGGGUUUUUUCUUUUUUCCUUUUUUUUUUUUUUUUGUGGGUUUGAAUGUUUAAGUGAUCGUGGAAAAGGGUGAUUGUAAUUUAUUUUAUGUGGAAUUCUCAGUGUUAAAUUUACUUUUA